This is a messenger RNA of Closterium sp. Naga37s-1, 1212 nucleotides long. NCBI's taxonomy places the organism in Eukaryota, Viridiplantae, Streptophyta, Zygnematophyceae, Desmidiales, Closteriaceae. The record is from the annotation of a GenBank genome assembly.
AUGGAAGUUGGCCCUCGAGUUCGAGCCAGCCACAUGCCGGCGAGCAAGCCGACUCUGCUCCUCGAUCUGCGCCUCACCAAUGCGUCGGACGACCCGCAGCCCACCCGCUGCCGCAACUCCUCCUGGCACGACGCCGUAUCCAAUUCAUUAUUCGACGCGACGCGGAGAGGCGACUCGCUACGCGCGGACGCAAGUGCGGGCGCCACGGAGAAAUCUGCCGCACCGCACGGCCCGGGGGUGACGUUUGGGUCGACUUCGACGCAUAUGAGAGGAACCGGCGCCCGGGAAAGCCGGGAGUGGCUGGAAAUCGAGGAGGAGUGGAACGAGGAAGACGAAGGCGAGGAGGGCGACGAUGCGGCGAUGCUGGACGUCGACGCGUUUCUCGGGCGGCGGUUAACGCGCGAGCCGAGUUUUAGCAUCGAGGACGCGGCGCUGUACGGCCUGCCGGAGGAAGUGGCGACUCCGCGCCCCGCGUCAGCGCGAUUCACGGCGAGCGACAGCGAAGCAGCGGCGCUCCGGCUCGCGGUGAUGGAAGCGGAGGUCAACAUAGUCAUGGAGACGAACCGCCUCGUGUCCGCCAUCAAAUGCCAGCUCACCUCCCCCUACUCCACCAUCCCGCCCCGCUCCCCUUCCGCCACGGGUACCACCUCCCCCUUUUCCCCUCCCCGAACCCGAACCUCCUGGGACUUCCGCUCCUUCUCCUCCCCUGCCUCCACACCCUCCUCCGCCUCCGCCUCCGCCCACUCCGCCCUCUCCCCCUGGCGCCGGAAAACCCCCUCAGUGUCCCCCACUGCUGGGUGGGCCUCGCAAGUACCAGAGGAAGAGACUGUGUUUGGUUCCCCCAUGGCUGAUCGCGCCAUCUCUCGCUCCCUCACCUCCUCAUCGCUUCUUCCCCGGCCGCGCUCGUCGCACAUCACCCGCUCCCACACGGCAUCGUGCGACCGCCUGCCUGCGAGCUUCGUGCCUCGCAGUGAGUCCAACUGCUCGGCGACUUCCUGUGCUGAUCGGUCACCGUUUGGUGGUGUGGCUGGUGGCGGUUGCGAGCGGAGCGUGUCGCAAACACGCCUCCCGUCGUUUUCGAAUGGGACGGGAGGAGCUCCUGUGAGGAAGAUGCUGGGGGCGUUGAGGCGGCAAAUGAGCUUGCCCAGUGGCAAUUGGCUGCAACACAAGCCAUCAAGAAGAGAAUCCGUGGCUAGUCAUAAGGAUGAGUAG